UCUCUGUUGCCUGUUUCCUCACCAAGAAAUCCAAAAGAAAAAAAAAGCUAGACAUGGCAAAAUACACAGCCUUCGUUGCCCUCCUCUUAUGCCUUCUCCUUGUCGCUGCCACAGAAAUGCAAAUGGCAGAAGGAAAAUACUGCUGGAAGAAAAGUCACAAGUGGCAUGGACCUUGCCACUAUUCUUACAAAUGUAGCCAGCAUUGCAAACACUGGUUUGGAGCUGAAUAUGGUAUUUGUAAGAAAUAUCAAUGGGGACACAAACAUCAUCACUGGGCAAAAUAUGCUUGCUACUGCUACUCCCCUUGCCAUUAAUCAUGAGGAAUUUCAGAUAUAUUAUAAAUAAGAAGCUAUCUAUUUGUGAAGGCAGAGUACUAUAAACUGCAUACAUCAAGAAGCUCUGUGUGUGUGUGUUCUAACAAUGUAAUAAGUUAUGUAGAGGCUCUAGCAUGACUUUUUUGGGUCGAGCUUUGCCUGAUCAAAUUUGCUGCUUAAUUUCGUUUGAUUGUAUGUUUCUAUAUUAUUGGUGUUAAUAUGUUAUUAUUCGAAAAAUUA
Nicotiana attenuata is the source of this 554-nucleotide messenger RNA. RefSeq names its product defensin-like protein 19. The transcript is spliced from 2 exons. Bases 54 to 314 code for a protein of 86 amino acids. Gene Ontology annotation, biological process: defense response. The record is from RefSeq and is a predicted model, not a curated record. Lineage: Eukaryota; Viridiplantae; Streptophyta; Magnoliopsida; Solanales; Solanaceae.